Molecule: messenger RNA, 2546 nt
Organism: Aspergillus wentii DTO 134E9
Lineage: Eukaryota; Fungi; Ascomycota; Eurotiomycetes; Eurotiales; Aspergillaceae
Product: putative MFS multidrug transporter
Exons: 3
Coding region: 189-2447 (752 amino acids)
Biological process (GO): transmembrane transport
Molecular function (GO): transmembrane transporter activity
Source: RefSeq, a predicted model, not a curated record
GACCGUUUGCCCCCCCCAAACCCCGGACAGCCCGAUUUCUCCCUGCUAGCCUGGCUGGAGAGACGCAAAACCAGCCAGUCAGCGCCCACAUGGCCCAUCGCCUGAUUCGGCAUCCCGCUGCGACGGGGGCCUGGAUCUUCCUGUUUGGGCGUUGGGAGAGGUCUUUGACCCUCCGGCGCUGCCAGUGAAUGGGCCCGGCCAACCAGCGCUGGUGGAGUUAUACUGGCUGCCCAGAGUCACAUUCGAACCGCUCUUGCCUGUUCGAGCAGUCUAUUUCUCUUUGCUUCUCUCCCUCUCUUUUUCUCUUCUUUUAUUCUUCUCCUUCUCUCUUUCUCUCCUCACCUUCUUUCUUCUUUCUCCACCAUUCUUCUCUAUCUUAUUGUCUCUUUCUUCUUCUUUCUCUCUUGCUCUACAUCCUCUUCAAGCAAGUGUCAAGCUCCCCCCUACCCCUUAGAGGCCUCUUGUCAUUUGCACCUUAUUUUUUUUUUUCUUUCCCCUCUACCCUGAUCGACUUCUCACCAAAAAUAUCUCCUCCCCCUUGUGACUCUCUUAGGGGCCAAGUCACAAUGACUUCCCCUCCUGACAAGGUGGUUUCCACCGACGAGAAGGUCCAUGAGUCUGAGGCCUCCUCCUCGACCUUCGCUGAUGGCAUAGCGUAUCCUGCUGCUGAAAAGACUCAUUUGGCGGUGCCCCCUCCCAAGGCUACUUCGCCCGAGGCUGAGGCUACUCUCGAUCAGUUCGAGCAUACUCCUACUGACGGCAAGAUCGAGCUGACCGAAGACGAAUGCUACGAUCAGUUGGGCUAUUCCUUUCCUAGCUGGAAAAAAUGGACCAUCAUCUUGGUCAUCUUUCUCGUUCAGACUUCGAUGAACUUCAACACCAGUCUCUACUCGAACGCUCUCACGGGAAUCUCGGAGGAGUAUGGUGUCAGCAUGCAGGCUGCCCGUUGUGGCGCCAUGAUCUUUCUGGUGUUGUACGCCUUUGGUUGUGAACUUUGGGCUCCCUGGAGUGAGGAAGUUGGCCGAAAGCCAAUCUUGCAGCUCAGUUUGUUUCUUGUCAAUAUCUGGCAGCUUCCUGUCGCGCUGGCCCCUAACUUCGCCUCGAUCAUGGUUGGCCGUGCCCUCGGUGGUCUUUCGUCUGCCGGUGGCUCCGUCACGCUUGGUAUGAUUGCAGACCUUUGGGAAGCUGAUGACCAGCAGUAUGCUGUGGCCUGUGUAGUCUUUUCCUCUGUGGGUGGCUCCGUCCUUGGUCCAGUCAUUGGUGGUUUUGUCGAAGAGUAUCUUCCCUGGAGGUGGAACAUCUGGAUCCAACUCAUCUUUGGCGGAUUCGUUCAAAUCGCCCAUUUCCUUUUUGUUCCGGAAACCAGAACCACCAUCAUGAUGGACAAAAUCGCCAAGAAGAAGCGUGCCAGCGGCGAGAACCCCAACAUCUACGGUCCCAACGAAUUGGUUCCCUACAAGGAUCGCUUCUCGAUGCGCGAAAUUCUCAUUACCUGGAUUCGCCCCUUCAAGAUGUUCUUGACUGAACCCAUUGUGCUCACCUUGUCCUUGCUCAGUGGUUUCAGUGACGCCUUGAUUUUCAUGUUCAUCCAGUCUUUCGGCCUCGUCUACAAGCAGUGGGGGUUCACCACCGUCACUCUUGGUCUGUCGUUCUGCUCCAUCCUUGUCGGUUACAUCAUUGCGUGGGCGUCGUUUAUCCCCGUCAUCAGACGCAACAUUGCUGAACGCCGCGCGAAGCCUGAUGAUGAACGUGCCCAGUACGAGUCCCGUCUCUGGUGGUUGCUUUACACUGCGCCAUGCUUGCCUAUUGGCCUGAUCGGAUUUGCAUGGACCAGUCUGCCCAAUUGCCAUUGGAUUGGAACCAUGGUCUUUGCGGCCAUCAUUGGUAUCGCCAACUACUCCAUCUACAUGGCCACCAUUGACUACAUGAUUUGCGCCUAUGGUCCCUACUCGGCGUCGGCGACUGGUGGAAAUGGCUGGUCCCGAGACUUCCUAGCCGGUGUUCUUACCAUUCCUGCGACACCUUUCUUUACCAGUAAGCAACCUCUGACCCCUUUGCUUCUUCCAAUACUGACCAAAUUCAUAGACAUUGGCGGCAAGAACCAUCUCGAAUACGCAUCUACGAUUCUUUUCUGUAUCUCGUUCAUUUUGGUUAUCGCCGUCUACGCCAUCUAUUGGUAUGGCCCGACCCUCCGCAAGCGAUCGCCCUUUGCCCAGCAGCUUUCCGACGCAAGGGCUGAACUGCACGACAACCUUCAUGCUCGACAGAUUGGUCGCGUCCCCGAAGGUUCCAGAGCCAACUCGUUUGCAAGGUCGCAGCAGAACCUCCGCAUCCGACAGACACUCGGCAGCCGCCAGGGUAGCUACAUUGCGUCUCGUGGUAACUCUCGUGUCAACUCCCGCGUUAACUCGCGCGCCAACUCUCGCAGGAACAGUGUUUCUCACUGAGCCCUGCUUCUCACGCCUUUGAUGACCGGUGUGGCGCCAGCUGAUGACGUCACCGACAUGAAUGAUGAAAGCUAUGUGUUUUCAGAACCUGAAGAAGAC